AGAGGAGCACCAAGAGCACCGCAAAGGAAGAAGAACAGCAAGCUCGACGGAUACACUUUUCCCCCGCCCCUUCUGACUAUUUAAACUAGCGGCGCUCGCUCUCGCACGAGUUCAUUUCUGGUCGAUCUGUCGACAUCUCUUGGCACAAACGGACACACGCACGUACGGACAUACGCACACCACACAAAACAUACCCUCGUCCGAACUUCAAGUUUCGCCAAUUUUUCCAUGUCCGAAAAAUUUCACGCGGAUAAACCAGUGUCAGUUUUUGAGUGAUUUCCAGGACUUGGCAGUUCGGGAAGUUCUUCGGGAUACUAUCCUGGAAGCCCUGCGGGUUGGUGGUCCUUCGCUCAGGGAUUGAGCACACGCCAAGAUGGCGUGGUCUCGUUCAGAUAUGGUGUGUCUGAAUCUACUUGUGUUUUUUCUGAUUCCAGUGAUAUAUGCAGCUCCCUUAUCAGAGCUUGGAUCGGAUAAUCUUGGAUAUUACCCAGUAUCUGAUCAAACAGGAUGUUACUACAACUUUCAACACUAUGACGAAGGGGACAGGAUAUUCACAAACGAACCAUGUUUGAACUGUACCUGCCACAAUAAAAUGCUCAUGUGCUAUCUGAGAGUUUGCCCAUUCGUUAAAGCUUAUGGAGACAACUGUCGAGUGGAAAAACGUGCUGAUUUGUGCUGUCCAAUCAUCACUUGCCCAGAAGUUCCAGUGCCUUUGAUCCCGUCCAACGAAACACAAAGCACAGACGACACUGCUUUGGGUCGACCAGAAAAUUACGGAUGUACCAUCAAUGGUCUAUUUUACGCUGAUGGUGUCAGGAUACCCGGGGAUCCAGACAAGCCUUGCGAACUGUGUUACUGCAUCAAGAAUAAGACUGCAUGUGUAAUGCAAGAAUGCACGCUGAAAAUUCAUGGCUGCACUCCUGUUUACCACAAAGACAUCUGCUGCCCGAUUCGUUACAACUGCGAUCGCCCUGGCCUUGAAGGACCCACGGAUUCAGAAGGAGGAUUGGUAUUCACUACAACCACAACCACAACAACAACAACAACGACAACCACUACAGCGGCUCCCACAACAACAGAAGCGCCCUCGAGUUGUAUUUACAACGAACAAGUAUAUCAAGACGGCGAACGAUUAGAAAAGAACGAGAAUGAUAAACCAUGUGAAACUUGUUAUUGUAUGAAAGGUCAUAUAGUUUGCGCCGUUCAAGAAUGCGCCCCAACACCAUUAGAGAAAAUCAACUGCACUGCACUACCACCGGUUGAGGGAGAAUGCUGUCCUUCGAUGUACGAAUGCGACAACAUUUCAGGUGAUCUAUCCACGACUGCACCUUCUAGCGAAACAGAUUCCGGGAAAGAAAUUUAUGGCAUCCCAAUGGUUCCUGUCGGCUCAGAAGUUGUUUCCGAAGUUGACACCAGCAGCGAAUCAGAUUCCAAUGUAGAGUCUUCCACUAACCCUCACAAAGAACCGGAGCCGGAAGGAACAACUGCCCGCUUAGCUCAAGCAGAUCUGUCCACCGAAGGUCAAGAACAUUCAUCUGAAACCCCCGAAAUUCCCGAAGAUGGCGUCACAACUUCUAAGCACGAUGAAGAGAACGUUCCCACUAUUUCUUCAGAAUCUCAAGUCACGACAAAUGAACCACAAGAAGGUAAAGGAUCCCAAGUCCAGUAUGAAACAACAACUUCGGUAAUAAAACCAACCGAAAAGCAAGAUGAAGCAAUAACAACAGCUACAUUGCAACACUCUACAGAAGGAGAGAAUACUUCGUCAGACGAUACUGCCGAUGGUGACGAAGAAGAAUCACAUGAAACACCAACUACUAGAAAGAACACUGAAGCUGUAAGCUCAGAAGCAACAACGAUCAGUCAAGUCAGUGAAGAGCAUUCGACAUCUCCUAGCACCGAAAAACAGGAUGAAGUAUACGAUAAUAACGCUAAGCAAACAACUACAACAGAAGGAUAUUCAACAUAUAAAUCAACAUCUGAACCAAUCUCCUAUUCCACAGGAGAGAACUCUGAAGAUUCAUCUAGUGAAGUAACAACCCUACGACAAAACCUCCAAGAAACCACCGAAGUAAGCUCUGCUGAAGCUACUACGCACUCAUCAAACGCUCAAAGUGCCUCAGAAGAAGUUUCCCCUGAGGCUACAACGGAAGCUAAAUUCCCUAACACUGACGAUGACACAGCCCCCACUACACUGUCUCAAGUCGGAGAAGAAGAUAUGGAUAAAAUUACUGAAGCGCCUCAAAUUCAAGCUCAUAUUUCAGAUUUAGAGAAAGAAUCCGAUAAGUCAACAUCUGUACCCGAAGCAGAAUCAAGCUCAUCUCACCCUGAAGAUAGCAGUACAGAAAGACAUACCGAGGAUUCUACCAAAUAUGAAGAUAAAAUUGAAACUGACUCUACUACAUCACCUAAAAUCACUACAGAUACAUCUGAACAAUCAGGAAAAGUGACUGAAUCAUCGCAGAAUGAACAGUCACCUGAAAUUAAUAGUACUGAAUCCCCAAUCGAAAGGAAAACAACAUUAGGCGAAGAAGCGACAACACAAAGCAUUAAAUCAGGGGAAAAUACAGAAACCGCAUUCACAAAAGAUACAUCAGAGGACAAUAAGGAACACGAAACAAUUACUGAGAACAUAAGUGAAGUAUUCAGUUCCACAGAUUCACAAUCGAAUGAAAAGACAACAAUUCCUGAGGAAGAACAUCCUAAAGAAACAACUGAGGCAUCAAGUGAGUCUGAAAUAUUGAACAAUGGCGAUGAAUCUAUGGGUUCGACUACUGUUAUCAGUAUGGAAGCUCCAACUCCAAAGACGCCGGUCCAGGUCGCUGAUCGUAUACCAGAAAUUCCAUCGGCAGAAACUACUAUUGGAGUAGAAGAUAAGGUUGUUACUGAAUCUGUACAAACAAUCGAAAAUGAACAAUCACCAUCGAGCGAAAGUUCACUCCCAACAAUCAGAGAAGAAACAACGGAAAAAGAUGCAUCGGUAAACGAAUCCUUUUCAACGGAAUCACUGAAAGAUCAAUCCGGUAAGUCAACAACAGAAAUAGCACCGAAAAAUCCUGAAAAACAGGAUGUAGAUAGAUUCCAAGGAACAGAGAAGCCACAAGAAUCUUCUACUAACAGUCCAACCGAAGAAGAGAGUACAACCCCGAAAGAAACACAGGAAAUAACUGAAGGAAAACUAUCAACCUCGACCGAAAACUUAUCUGAAGUAACCAGUGACAAUUCUAAAGAAAAUGUCCCAAAUGUUGUAACUGAGAAAUCAAUCGAAGGCGAAUCGAAUCAUUCUGAACCUCAGGAAACUUUCGAAAUCUAUGAAGCGAGUACAACGCCUGAAAUUGAAACUACAGAGUACCAUAUACCAGAAAAAUCUUCCUCAGAAAUUCCCACCUCACCUGAAGCUUCAGGUGGCCAGACAACGAUGCAACCAUCAAUAUUAGUAGAGAGCUCAACUGGUAGCCAAUCUACCUCAAAUGAGGAACCCAUUUCGACUACUGGAUCUGAGGCAGAUGCAGAUGUUGCAACUGAAAAAUCAACAGCAGCUUCAACAGAAUCUACGGAAACUCAAAAACCACGUACUUCUUCCACAACUUUGGGCUAUGAAUUAGAUAAAAAUUCUGCUCAGAUAACUACUGAAAGUAUUGCUCAAUCUGAAACAACUGAAGAACGUCUGGUUCCAGGAGAAGGCAGUUGUUUAGUCGAUGGAAUAACCUACGAGAACAAUGCUCACAUUGAACCAAUUAACCAGUGCCAAGUAUCCUGUAAGUGCAUUAACUCUAUCGUUAAAUGUGAAUCCAUCACCUGCGAUCCUCCUGCUGCCGAUUUACAAAAUUGUAUGGCUGUCUAUCCAGGACCUGAUAGCUGUUGUCCUAUAUACAAUUGUGCAACCCCUGGAGAUCAGUCUAUGGAAUCCGGCAGUCAGAAGAAAGAACAUGAAAUUCAAGGAUCUCCUGUGGUCACCGAAACAUCGGCUUCCGAAACAACAGAAACAAGUUUCAUAACUACAAGCUCUUCAAGUGUGGAUGACGAGAAAGAAAGCUCAACUGACUUGAUCCAAGGAUCUCACAACGACAUCACAACUAUCAAAUCCAAGGUGUCAGAGUUAACAGAAGAACCUGUCCAAGAAUCAACCACUCUACCUUCUAAGGAAUCUGAAAGUUCAUCAACCGGCGAACAGGCAUCAGUCGAGAGUAGUGAAAAAGAAACUGAUGAAAGUCUGACGGAAUCAAGUACAGGAGAUGAUAAUUUGAAUCAAACCAGUGGUGAUGAUAAGGAAUCAGAUAUCAAAGAAGGUGAAAGUUCCACAUCAUCCAGCAGAGGCACAUCAGAUGAAGUAACCAUAUACAUAGGCGGUUCACCCAGCACUGAUGCUUCAGAUUACGAUGGCAGUUCCACAUCUAAACAAGAAAUCUUCACUGAAAGUGUUACGGAACCUGAAGUAGCAUCAGAAGAUAAGAUUUCUCGCACUACCACCAUUGAAACAAGUGAGGGCGCCACAUCUACCGAAACUCCGCAACAAGAGUUAUCAGGAACUCAAAAGAACGAAGAAGAAAAUACAUCAUCUUCCACUCAACAAUCAAUCCCUGUAGAAGAUGACAAGGUCAGCAUAAAACCAAAUCAACCUUCUGAUGGAGAAGCAUUGACAGAUAAAACUACUCGUCCUGAAGAGACUUCUGAAAGAGUGGUAGAAGAUGAUAAUAAAGAAGACACAACAGUUUCUGGAGAAGAGAAACCUUUUACCUCCAGACCAAGCAUAGAGCAACAAUCGACCGAAAUUACUGCAAGUGAAAAAUUGAACGAAGCAGAAAUAACAACUCAAAGAUCGGGUUACACAACUUUGAACGAAAUAUCUUCUCAAGGUGAAACCUCCACCGAAAAACAAUUGACUGAGGGACAAACGCCCUUCACGUCGCCUACUAUUGUUGACGACCAUAAAGUAUCAGAGAAAGUGCCAAAUGGAGAUAUGAAUGAACCCUAUACAAGCAAGCCAUCAGUGGAACAAAACGAGGUGAGCCCAUCCAAUACAGCAGAUCUUGAUGAUGCGGCAAUCUAUGAUGGCGAUGAUUUCGAAGAGGAGGAACAUGUUGAAACUUCCAGUACGAAACAACAGCCUGUAGAGGAAGUGGUUUCUGUAUCAUCCCCUGCAACUCCAGCAAGCGAAGAGCCGAGUUUCAUAGUAACAGAAAAACAAAAUCCUGAAGAAGAAAUCAAAGGAAUUGACGAAGUGAGUGGAGAAGAAACUACUGAGCCCGAGCACGUUACAAUUCCUGACGAUACUAAGCCUGAAAUGCCUGAAAAUGAUAAUUUGGUAACGGAAGCUCCGAGUGAACCUUCAAGCCCUGAUGAAAAACUUGAAACCACAACUCAACAUAUUCAGAGAACAACAGUUUCAUCCGAAAAGGAUUCAACCAGUGAGAAGGAAGCCCACGGAGGUACCCUUAAACCAGUUUCCGAGUUAGAGUCAUCUUCUCACGUGAAUGACUUGGAUAGUGGUGUGGAGAACACCAGUAGUGAUUUACCGAAAGAAAUAUCAACCGAAACGCUACAUUCAACAGAGAAACAAGUGAUUGAAAACCAAGAUACCUCGACAGAAUCUGCUGAAAGUACUACUGAUAUCAAAGACAAAAACUCCAUUGAGGUCUCCACCGUACCCGCUCAUACCGAAAAAGACACAGUUUCGAGUAUCUCUGAAGACUUAAAAACGACCACAGUUGCACCGAAAGAAAUAGUGACUGAACAUUCGGAAGAAAUUUCAACCUCUGCUCCUUCAGAAGAACUUAGUGUUGAUCAAGAAAAUAAAGAUACUACUGAAAAAUCUGUCGAGACAACAGAAUCUAUGGUUGGAAAGGUCACUGUAGGCACUGUAGAUGAGAGUGUAUCCUCAUCUUCGUCUGAAGGAAUCUCUGGAGAAGUCACCACGGCAACUACUAAAGAAACUUCAACUGAAAACGAAUCUUUGGGACAAGUUACUAAAGAAACACCAGAAACAUCUUCAGAAUCUAAUGAAUCUUUCCCUACUUCGAGAAAACCUGAAUCUGAAGAAAAUAAUGUAUCUAUCGAAAUAAAUGAGGAUCGACCAACAACACAAAAAUUCUUGGAAAUAACUGAAACAAGUUCUACUGAACCUGAGCAUCAUGUGACUGAAGUUUCUGAGCAAAAACCAGUAGUUUCGGAUAAAGUAAGUGGAGAUGCAGAUUCUCAGAAUCCAACGGAGUCGAGUGAACCAAUCGAUGCGCUUGAUAAACAAAUCACUGAAAGUCCCCAAGGAGCAGUCAGUAGUUCUACAGAAAUACAACAACAGGAAAAAAUCGACUCCACAUCAACUGAGCAAGGUUCAACUCAAAAACCAGAAUCUUCAUCAGAAACAGUUGAAGAAGUAACAAGUAAGGCAUCAGAGGUUACUCCAGAGCAAAGUUCAACUGAAAAAUCAGAAUCAUCAUCAGGAUCAGUUGAAGAAGUAACAAGUAAGGCAACAGAGGUUACUCCUGAUCAAGGUUCAACUGAAAAAUCUGAAGCAACAUCAGAAUCAAUUGAAGAAGUAACAAGUAAGGCAUCAGAGGUUACUCCAGAGCAAGGUUCAACUGAAAAAUCUGAAUCAACAUCAGAAUCAAUUGAAGAAGUAACGAGUAAGGCAUCAGACGUUACUCCUGAUCAAGGUUCAACUGAAAAAUCUGAAUCAUCAUCAGAAUCAGUUGAAGAAGUAACAAGUAAGGCAUCAGAGGUUACUCCUGAUCAAGGUUCAACUGAAAAAUCUGAAUCAUCAUCAGAAUCAGUUGAAGAAGUAACAAGUAAGGCAUCAGAGGUUACUCCUGAUCAAGGUUCAACUGAAAAAUCUGAAUCAUCAUCAGAAUCAGUUGAAGAAGUAACAAGUAAGGCAUCAGAGGUUACUCCUGAUCAAGGUUCAACUGAAAAAUCUGAAUCAUCAGAAUCAGUUGAAGAAGUAACAAGUAAGGCAUCAGAGGUUACUCCAGAGCAAGGUUCAACUGAAAAAUCUGAAUCAUCAUCAGGAUCAAUUGAAGAAGUAACAAGUAAGCCAACAGAGGCUAUCCCUGAGCAAGGUUCAGCGGAAAAAUCUGAAUCAUCAUCAGAAUCAGUUGAAGAAGUAACAAGUAAGCCGUCAGAGGUUACUCCAGAGCAAGGUUCAACUGAAAAAUCUGAAGCAACAUCAGAAUCAAUUGAAGAAGUAACAAGUAAGGCAUCAGAGGUUACUCCUGAUCAAGGUUCAACUGAAAAAUCUGAAUCAUCAUCAGAAUCAGUUGAAGAAGUAACAAGUAAGCCGUCAGAGGUUACUCCAGAGCAAGGUUCAACUGAAAAAUCUGAAGCAACAUCAGAAUCAAUUGAAGAAGUAACAAGUAAGGCAUCAGAGGUUACUCCCGAUCAAGGUUCAACUGAAAAAUCUGAAUCAUCAUCAGAAUCGGUUGAAGAAGUAACCAGUAAGUUAUCAGAGGUUACUACUCACCAAUCCGUAGGAGAGUAUCACCCAACAGAAUCAUUACCUGACGAUUCCUCAGAAAAGGACACGACAUUGGAACAAACGACUGAUCAACACAUUCCUGAGUCAACUAAUUUCGAUAAAAAGCCGGACCAAACCACAACACCAAGAUCAUCUGAAUCGACUGAAUCUAUUGUAUCCAGCCAAGAAGAUGAAAAAGAAAUAAGCACGACUGAAAAUAAUAAUCUACCGACUGAAGCUGAACAAAAUGAGAUCGAUAAACAAGACAGUAAAGUCACAACUACUGAAAAAGUAUCAGAGGCAACUGAAGCAAUCGACGAACCAUCCCAACAUUCAACUGAAUCUGAACGUAAGAAAGAGGAUCUUAGCACCACCCCAAAACAAUCGGAAACUACUGAAUCUGGAGUAUUAGUAGAUAAGGAAACCACUUCGACAGCCUCCGAACAGGAUAUUCAUCAAACGACCGGAACUCCUGAAGAGGAUGUUAGUACACAAGAGUCUUCGGAAGAAAAAACAACAGUGGGUAAAUCAGCAAGUUCAACAACCCAUAAAUAUUCAACCGAAGUUGUUGAACAAGAAUCGACAGAAUCUUCUGUUGAUAAAAAUAGUGAACAUGGGUCAGACGAUCUCGUGAAAUAUUCAACCGAACUGCCCAAAUUAGAAACAACUGUGACCUCGAUUGUAGAACAGGAAACGAAGAAAACAACUGAAAAAUCUGUUGACUCUACUGAACCUUCCGAAGGAGAACAGGAAGGAAAUGAACCUUCGACAGAGUCUGCUAAACAUGAAUCAACUGAAUCAAGUUCAGUUGAAUCUCUUGAAAAUGAAGGAACUGAGUUGACUGAAGAAAAAAAUAAAGUAACAACUCAAAAAUCAUUGGAAUCAACAGCAAUUACUCAGUCGACUGAAAAACCAGGACAUGAAUCACAGGAAGCUUUAUCAGAAUCUACCUCAGAUCUAACGACGUUGUCGCCAGUACCAGUGAAAGACGGAGGGUCCGAAUCAGUUACAUCUAGUUCUGAAGAUUUGUCGACUAUAGCAUCCCAUUCAUCAGAAGAACCUACUACCAAAGCUGGAACAACUGAAAAAUCUGUGAUCUCUGAACAAUCAACUGAACGAGUGGAAUCUGUGGAAACAGAAACCGAGAAAAUAGAACCCCAAGAAACAACAGUUUCUCCGCUAUCUGAACUCACUUCAUCACCAAUAGAAGAAAAUAAACCCACAACAGCGGUGCCAACAGAACAUGCAGAGAAUGGCGAUUCUUCUCCGACAACAAUUCCAAACGAAAUUGUGACUAGUCCAAAAUCUGUGUAUAAAGAACCCGAAACAACUACUGAAGAAAAAAUUGAAGAAUCUUCCUCGGUAACCGAUCAAGAAGCAUUACCAAGUCCAACAGAAACAGGUUCACAUAUUUCUUCAGAAUCUUCAACGCAAAUUCCAAAGGAAGAAACUACAUUGAAAUCUGAAGAAUUCACUGAUGGUUUCAUCAAAUCAUCGACUGAAGUAGUAACAGAAACAAACAGAGAUGUAACAACGUCUACAACAGAAAAAAUUGAAUUGACCACAGAAGAUAACGUUUCAGAAGAUAUUAAAACAGAAAAAGCUGAAAUUCUCUCAUCUGAAAAAGAGAAGGAUGUUUUUAGUCCAAUUGACGAAUCUUUCAGUGUUACAGAGAGUAAAGGAACAGAAGCGGUUUCACCUACCACUGAGGCCACAGUUGACAAAGAAUCUGACCAUGCUGUUCAAAUAAGUACCAGCGAUGAGAACGAUAAACUAACGACCAUCAAGGUUUCUGAACCAGAAGCCACAACCACUCGUGCAAACUCAGAAAGUGUAGUCACCGAGCAAAAUAUAGUUUCAACAUCUUCCGAAGGAACUACUUCAGAGAAACCUUCCGUUAUUGACGGAAAAGAAACGGUACCUGCUGAAGAAACUGAGAAAGAAACAACAACAGAAUUCGUCAGAAAACCAAUUGAAACUGAAGUAACAACAUCUAGAGAUAUUCCAGAACGGGAAACUUAUCGACCAUCAACACUUUCACAUUUCAUUCCUACCGUCACUACUACAACAACGGCCGAACCUGAGAAACUUCCAAGUCUUCCGGAUUACUCUGAACCAGACUACGAAGAAAACGGAGAUGAGUUUGGGCCUGGAACGUGCCGUUAUGGAGGAAAAGUCUAUGUGUCGGCGCAGCAGAUUCCAAGAGACGAUCCAUGUGAUUUCUGCUUCUGUUUCAGAAGUGAUAUCAUUUGCUUGCAGCAGAGCUGUCCACCGCCCAUCAGGAACUGUCACCAAGAGCCGAUAAGAGGAUUCUGUUGCCCAAGAUACGAGUGUCCUGUUAGCAUGGCCUUAUCGAUGAACGUCACUACCACAACAACUACAACAACUACCACACUGCCGCCUCAUUUCCUUUCUCAUGCUUACAAAGGUAAAGCCGUGAAGGCUGGAUGUUUGAUCAAGGGUCAGGCAUAUCAAGUGGGCGAUCUUGUACCAUCUGCUUCAGGACCAUGCCUCCAGUGCAAAUGUGGAGGCCAUGGACAAAUGGAGUGUAAUCCUGUAGUUUGCAGUCCGAGCCCUAUGUUGGAGCAGAUGUUGACAGUUGCCGCGACGUCGAAGAGGAGAAGAUGAAUCUAAAGUUCCUAACAACGAAUAGUGACAACCGUACAGUCUAAUGGGCUAGUACAAGUGAUACAGACUUUUUUUAAUUGAAGAAUAUCGUGACGGGACUUGAAACCACUGCGUAACGCAUUCUUGGGUGCCAAAAACAUAUUGAACUGUUGUUUCUUAUUGAAGAUGUGCCUUCCAGGAAUUGACCGGAUCAAACCAGUCAAUUUCCACUUGAAAAGUGAUAGGGCGACAUUUCAACCAAAAUACAGAGCUGGUUCCGCAUCUACAAUCAAAUGUUUUUCACUUACAACAUGGACUUCUCUCAAACUCACCGAAGGAGUUGUGAUAUCUUAUGUAAAAAAGGGAUGAUCACCAAUGCUAAUUCGAAGAGUGUGGAAGCCUAGUACUUGCAAUUUUCAUUAUUCUAGUCCAAGUGAUCGGUUUUUAACCGAUGACGAAUUUGUUGGAAGUUUAAAUUAGUAAUCUGCAGUUUCCCUUGCCUUUUAUUUAAAUCUAAUCAAUAUAGGAAAAGUGCCAGCUCUGAAUUAAUUUAAAACAACUAAGUUCGUAUAUUAUUCUGGAUUAAGGUGAUAACAUAUUACAACGGAACGACUGAAAUGCAAAUUUUACACUUUUGUAUCUAGGAUCUUUUAGACAUCCCUUUCGAUGAGCCAUUUUACAUUUUACUGGGCCCUUUUUUAGUAUAAAUUUGUUGCGUAUCCGCAUCGAGAUCUAAACUGUUUGACUGGCAGAAGAAUAUUUUUAUUUCUAUCAAAUUUUCACUUUUCUAUUAGGGACUUGUUCUGCCACUUGAACGUUUAGACUAUCAUUUGUAUAUUUAUGGAUGCUCAAUAUUAUUAUGAUUAAGUAGAUUAUGUAGUAUUUAUCUCUUGAAAUGAAUAAAUUAUGUAAAUGAUUAAUA
This is a messenger RNA of Coccinella septempunctata (seven-spotted ladybird), 10979 nucleotides long. RefSeq names its product mucin-5AC. The transcript has 8 exons. NCBI's taxonomy places the organism in Eukaryota, Metazoa, Arthropoda, Insecta, Coleoptera, Coccinellidae. Gene Ontology annotation, molecular function: protein binding. Bases 374 to 10078 code for a protein of 3234 amino acids. The record is from RefSeq and is a predicted model, not a curated record.